AUGCGCGGCGCCCACACUCCACAACCGCCGCCGGCGCUGGGACUGCACACUUCUGGCCCGGCGCCACCACCAUCGGCCGCUCCGAUGCCCAUACCCCCACGCGCGCGGAGACGCUCUUUCUCGAACAUGGUCGGUUCACCUGGGUCGCCCCGGCGGUCAUCAACACUACUCUCCGCCAGUCCUUCCGAGCAGACGGGCAUACUUCGCCGCCGGUUUAGUUCGAUGUUCACCUCCGAGGGUGAGCCGGGCUCGCCGCGCCAGUUUGCGCUCGACCCCGACAUCCCCGAGCGCGAACCAGAGCCGUUCAAGGACCGCAACGCGAUAAAGGUCAAGAUCAUCACGUGGAACAUGGCGGACUCGGUGCCCAAGGGAGAUCUAUCGGUGUUGCUUGGCGAUAUUCCGGCGAGCGCAUACGACAUUCCCGCGAGAGGUGACGAGCUUCCAGAGCUGCCCAUCGAGGACGCACAUCCGUAUCACAUCGUGGUAUUCGCCGCUCAGGAGUGCCCCAGCGCGUCAGGCAUGCCCCGCGGUUUGGGAGGCUCACUCAUGAAGGGCGUGGGCCUGCAGAAGUCUGAGGCGGCGCGUCGCGAGCGUGAGGAUAAGAAGGAGGAGCAGGAGGAGAAGAGGCGACAAGACAAAGAAGCAGAAAAGGAGGCGAGGAAGGCUAUCCGCGAGAUCCGCAAGGAGUUUCUUGAUCGCUCAGCAAACGCGGCUGCUGAGAGGGACGCUGUUCAGGCCCUCAAAGAAUUGCGGAAAGAGUACAAGGAGCGUGAGGGGCCUGCGGCGAGCCUCAAAGAUCUUAUCGACAAGGACAAGGAUACAAAGGAGAAGGAGAAGAACAUCAAGGCGCCAGGGCUGGGUAUCUCGCUGUCUGGCCUUACAGAGGAUCUUCUCGAGAAGUCCAAGGCCAUUGUGUCGCCAGGAUAUGUCUCGGAUAGUGAUUCUCUCCGCUUGGCCGCUCAGCCCAACGGCGACCCGGCACCGGAGACCGCCGGGAUUCUGACCUCUGUAGGUCCUAGUGCCGCCGAUAGGAGCAUCACCGCCGCCGAUCCAGUUAGCAGUAGUGAGGGAGGCGCGAACACUCCCGCUCUUUCAAUUGACUCCUCGACAGGAGACGGCUGUGUGUCGUCCGCGCCAGCCGCCGCCGCGGCACCACUACCGUCGGUUAUGUCACCUUCAGACGUCGAUCCCCUGGUCGCCUUGCCGCCAAGCAACGUCGAGGGCACCAAGGAUGCUUCCGUCGCCACCUCGAGCGGCGACUCUGCACCACACUCGUCAGAUCCUCCCAAACCGAAAGCCGUACAGGAACUCAAGGAGCUGGAUGGCGAGCAAGCCCUUCUGCCUGCAACGCCCGGUCAGCAGGUGAAGGAGAAGCCUUCUCGGGAGCAGCUGAGGAUAGACCCACUGUACAAGCGCAAGGUCGAACCUAAAGACGCAGCUAUCGCAGCACGCAGCCAUACCGCAUUCGAUAUCGGCUUAGGCAGCCCCAUGAGCGAUCUCGCGGGCGCUAUCGGGCGCAAGGGGUGGAGCGGUAUGCUUGAAGUUCCCGUGGCGAACGGCACGCUUGAAGUCCCUUCCGCCCCAUUUGGCAGAUCGUUAUCUGGCAACUCCUUCCAGUCCGUUGACACGUCGACAAGUUCCUUUUUUGUUCAGCAAGAGGACCGCCCCUUCGGCCGGUCGCCUAGCGUUCGGGAGAUGGGCAGGUCACCUGGCAUUUUUGACUCGCCGAUCACGGAUGAGGUGCCUGUGAAGCGGUUCUUCCGUCAGCCUGGAGCCGGUGCGUACGUUCACCUCAUCAAGGAGCGUCUGAUGGGCCUCUAUGUCCACGUGUUCGUGUACAAGGGCUGUGAGCACCUGGUUGAGGGCGUCGACAAAGACUUCGUGAGGACAGGCCUCGCGGGUGGUCGUAUCGGCAACAAAGGGGGAAUCGGCAUUAGCCUCAACCUCAAGGGUCACCGACUCCUGUUCGUCAACGCGCACCUCGCUGCCCACACGGAGUGCAAUGAUGAUCGCAUUGCCAACAUCAACAAGAUCAAGUCCGAGCUGAAGCCUAACUGUUUCCUGGCGCCGGACGAUCCUCGCGUGGCGAUGCCAGAUGUCACGGACCGAUUUGACACAACGUUUUGGUGUGGAGAUUUGAACUUCCGCGUCGAUAUCACUCCCUUGCACGCCAAGUGGCUGCUGAAGGAGCAACGCUACAUUGCAGAGGCUCAAGAGUGGGACCAGCUCAAGAAUAUCAUGAAAGACAAGGAAAAGACCCCUCUGCGCGGCUUUGAGGAGGCCGAAAUUAAAUUCAUGCCGACGUUCAAGUACGACAUUUGGAAGUCGGUAAGCGCGACAAAUCGGGAUAAGCGCAGAUCCAUCCGUCGCGCCCGCCGCUCCUCCGACCAGUCGACUCGGCCGUCGAUGGAGCGACCCUCCAGCCCGAGAUUAGACGGCGUUCCGGAAAUUGAUGUCGUGGAAGAGAGUUCGUCCGCGCCUGAGAGUCCAGAGAUUCCGCACUCAGUCCUUCUGGGUCAACCAGUCAUGAGCCCUGUGCCGGAAACACCGCCUCUCUCCGAGUUACCACUGCCUGACGAGCUUUCGAUUGUCAAUCACAGCGCGGAGCAGUACAGCAAUGGACUGCCGGAUCGAUCUCGGGAUCCCACCAUUGCGGACGCGUCGCGCAAAUCGACAGCGACGUAUCGGUCCGAGCGCUCCGACCGCGCCUCUGAGAGCACCAACGGGCACUCACCAAGUCCUUGGGAGAUUUCCUCGAUGACACCGACUUCUCAGGAUCAGCGCAGGUUAUCUGGCGGGUGGUCGAGAGGCACUACGCGUUCUGCCACGAAGGAUCUGGUCGGUGCAACUGUCGACGUCACAAAGCGCAGCGGUCACACAUUGAAGGCCAAGACCCAGAAGUUAAUGAGCAUAAUACGCUUGGGGCGCAAGCCUGCCCUCCGCCCCCUUCCACCGGCUAUGCCAGACGACUCGUCGCGACGCUCGUCCGUAGCUUCGUCCCGCUCGCGCGGCGUGUCCGAGGGCCGUCUCUCGAUACUGAGUGAUGACCCUCCACAACCACCAGGCCCCAUCGCCUCCUCCCCACUCAUGGGAAGAGCGAGCCUAGACCCGGACAUCACGCCUACACAGCCUGGUCUAGUGCUGCCUGACGGUGAAGCUGUGCACAGAACACCUUCAUCACAAUCGGUGUACAGCGUGAGCGGGCGCCGACUCGCUUCACCGCCGCGUCGACCGCGCACGCUCAUCCGUAGCCUUUCGGGGCGCGAUUUGACCGAGGAGGCGGACGAGGAGGAGCCAAACGAUUUAGUCGACACACGCACGGGCGUGUACGACUCAAGCAAAAAGGGGCGCAUCCCGAGCUGGUGUGAUCGCGUGCUCUGGAAGACCCAUGUGAUCCCCGACAUUGUCGAAGAUCUUGUUGAUGAUGACGACGAAAGUGUAGCGUCCAACGGGCCACUUAUGCGCCUCUCGAAUGUCUUCUCCAGCCUCUCGGAGCGCAUGCGCAGACGCUCUAGCUUCUACGGCGAUGCGGAAACGCCCCGCACCUCAUUCCCACGCAUCGUCAACUCCGUGUCCGCGCCGCACGGUCUCGUUGCGUCCGUCCCUCCCGACCAACACCAUUCACCAGAACAAACUGUCGCCCCAGAUCAACGAGGUCCACCCGAACCUACGGCGCGCGACCAGCUCGUCGUCCCUGAGCAAACGACCCCAAUCGUGCCCGACGAGCACGUAUUUGAGUCGGAUCCACCCACUCCUGCAGAAAGCGAGCCGCCCUUCCACGAUUCGCCCGAGCUGCUUACCAACUCCGUAUUGCCUAACGGGCAAGCCUCGCCGCUUCCCGCCCACAUUCGCUCAUUGUCAUCUGCCCGCAAGCGCGGACGCAGUGUGACAUUCGAGCACCCCGCACCGCUAUCGCUCGCCCUCCGGCGCGACCUCUCCCCGACCGCCGAGGUGCCUAGCACACCUACUCCUCUGGAAAAGCCGAUCAGCAUCGGCCUCGGCCCGUCUCCACAGCUCCAUCGCCGGGCCUCCAGCUCGACGGAGAGUACGCCGUCAAGACGCCAAAGCCUUGCGCGUCGCUUGAGCAUGUCUUCCAUUGGUUCAAUGGGAUCCGCAUCCUCGCGCAGACGGCGCAGCGAGGACGUAAGUUUCCUCCGCACCGGCUCGCCACAGCUGCACCCCCUCAAGGCCGUCCGCAGCACCGGCCAGGUCGGUGAGGCUCGCAGCCGCAUGCACCGCAACUCGGACGGUGGGCUGAGCGUCGGCGACGCGCCACAGAGCGGACUGAACGCGCUGACGCGCUUUUUCCGCGGCCUGCCUGGCCGUUUCCACUCGCGUGUGAGUCUAUUCCACGGCAGCGAGGCAGAGGCCGAGGAACCGACGCCGGAGGCCCCCAGGCGCCAUUUGGUGGGCGAGGUACAGGUGUUGCACUACGGCACGCUCGAGGAUGUGGACAUGCGCCGCCUCGAGGGUCGUAGUGACCAUUAUCCCCUAAUAUUUUCCGCCGCGAUAUAUGUCUAG
Cutaneotrichosporon oleaginosum is the source of this 4521-nucleotide messenger RNA. RefSeq lists its product as uncharacterized. Gene Ontology annotation, molecular function: phosphatidylinositol-4,5-bisphosphate 5-phosphatase activity. The record is from RefSeq and is a predicted model, not a curated record. Gene Ontology annotation, biological process: phosphatidylinositol dephosphorylation. Lineage: Eukaryota; Fungi; Basidiomycota; Tremellomycetes; Trichosporonales; Trichosporonaceae.